Messenger RNA from Amoebophrya sp. A25, 1133 nucleotides. The record is from the annotation of a GenBank genome assembly. NCBI's taxonomy places the organism in Eukaryota, Dinophyceae, Syndiniales, Amoebophryaceae.
CUUGAAGUAGAGUAUGUCAAGUUUAAGACAUGUUGAUGUCGAUACAUGAGAUUUUAUCGUGUUGCAUGAGUACUACAAAAAUAGUAUCGUUUUUGUAGUUGCUGGCGUAGUUCAUUUCUUUACCUGAAAUAAACUCAACAAAGUAGAAGUAUUCUAGGAACAUUUUUAGACCACAAGCGAAUCGCCGAUACUUAUGCAGCAUUGACUCUUCAAGAAAAGCAAGAUAAUGGCGAUAAAAUUUCAUGACUUGCUGUCCGACCUGCUGCUCGGAGCGCCGUCGCCUUCACCGGGAAGCACCUCGCGAAGAAUUACAGAAAGAGAAACAGGAAGAAUCCUGAGUGCGAUAUCCUCUCCCCCGACAUCUUCUCCAUCGAGCAACAACGCACUGCAACACUUGUUCUCAAGAACCGACAAGAGCACUCGAGGACCCACUUCGUUCGCUGCCACGCAAGAAGAGGAACCGCCACCACCAGAACUCAUGGCGAAAAGUCCAGCAGAGUUGAUGCAAGAUUUCCAGUUGAGCUACAAUCAGCUGAUGCGAUAUCUCGCGAAGAUGAAGAAAGCAGUGACGGGACCGGGGAUAGAAGGAGGUUAUGGGCUGAUCAUUUUCUGUACUUUCAAGUUGAACAGUUUUUCGAUUUUUGAACAAUUUUUGAUGACCGACCAAGGAGCGCAUUGGUCGCUGUUUCUGAUCGUAGUUGCUAAGUUGUAAAUCAAAUAUAAGAUAAUAGAGUUUGAUGUUGUCCUGUGAAACUACUUGAAAAGAGAUCUUCCCAUCCCGACAUCUCUAAUACUCCAAAGACGCAGAGCUAGAUGGCGACGCACCCUCUCCUUCGGUCGUAGCCAUGACGGAAGGCAAGAAGAUACAACAAGACUGUGCGAGAAUAGCAGACAAGAUUGGCGGAGGUGGAGGGGGUAGGAGUAUCUUGGACACCUUACAAGGGUACGUGAACGGCUUGAACGCUGCACUGGAUGAUGAGGGGCUUACUUCUCAGAAUGGUGCGAAUCAAGCGUAGUCAUCCUCAAUGUAGCAAUCUGUGUGUAGUUGCCCACCAUGAGUACUUAGUUACUUGUGAUAGUACUGGCAAGAAGAAGAACUACAUCAACUUUUUAGCCGCAACUGCUGCACGACG